Molecule: messenger RNA, 2059 nt
Organism: Cuscuta campestris
Lineage: Eukaryota; Viridiplantae; Streptophyta; Magnoliopsida; Solanales; Convolvulaceae
Source: the annotation of a GenBank genome assembly
AGGGGCUGUUUGGCAACUUCUGAAUGGGUAAGUGCUGAACCAGUAAGAGGUCUGAACCAUUAAGUGCUGAACCAGUAAGAGGUCUGAACCAUUAAGAGCUAGUAUAUUGCUUAACUAUUCAGAGGCAAAUGUCUGAUCAAUUCAGAUAAGAGGUCUUAACCAUUCAGACUCUGUAUAAUACUUAACCAUUCAGAGGCAAAUCUCCUAACCAUUCAGACAUCUGAACCAUUAAGAGGCUGAAACAAACAGUCUGAACCAUUAAGUCCUGAACCAUUCAGACAUCUGAACCAUUAAGAGGCUGAAACAAACAGCCCCUAAGUUUUCUUAAUGGUUAAUUGGCCCCUAAUGGUCACCCUUUGUUGGGCAGUUUCAUCAAUGUCUGCCGGUUUCUUCGUAUCCCCCUCUCUCUUCGUCUCUUUGACUAUAUGUUUGAUGUUCGGCCCGGGUCCAAGGAAACCCUUGGAUUCGUGGUGGUGUGUUCCCACCAAGGCCGGGCAAUCCUUUGUGGCCUUCCACCCUCUAACAAGAAGUGGAAGGACAAAUAUGUCUGUGUCAAAUUCCCCCCGGCUGCCUUUCCUUUUGCCCAAAAUGUCUGGGGGAAAAGAAUGAAGCGCCAGGUCAAACCAGCAGAGGCCGAUGACCUGGUUGCUUGGGAAGCCACUCUCCGGGCCGGGGACGCCUCCACCCGCGGUCUGUACCACGUCGGGAAGUGGAGCGUCUACCCCGGCCGGGAGACCGACCCCGAACCGGAGAUUGUUCUGCCCGGGGCGAUCCCCGAAGCCAUCCCCAUCCGCCAGGCGAGGGGAUCCAAACCCCCGGCCACUACCAAUGCCGGUCCUUCACGCCCGGCGAAGAAGAAGAAGGAGAAAGUGGUGAAGUUUCAGUCCAAGUUUGCCGUCCCCCAGAUUGUGGUUGAGGAGCCCUCCUCUGCUCAGCUACUCACUCCUCCAUCCGGCCAGCCGUUCGUGUUGGACGAUCAGCCUGCUCAGUCUCACCAAGGGACCAGCCAGCCGAUCCAUUCGGGGGAGAUCUACUUCAAUGUAGACACCCUCGAGUUUGAUAACAUGCUGGGAGAGCCUGGCCAUACCUCUCAGGCCGGCCAAUCGGGUCAGCCCAAGGAGGAUGGCGAAGGCGAGGAAGAGGCUGCCGAAGAGUCCCUUCAGCGGAAAAGGCGGAAGACCGAGGAGAUUCUGAUGUCCAGGUCGGACGAAGAGCUCUUCCAAGCUUUUCGUGCUGACCUGAGUGAGCAGGCCGGUCGGAUUGGGGAGGAGUACUUCGCCCGGCUGGUGAAGUCCAAAGAAGAGGAGAUGGCCCGGAUGGAGGCCAUGAUGGUCCAGUGCCGGAAGGAUGCUCAGGCCGCUCGUGCCCAGGCGGAGAAGACGGAGGCGAAGUGGCUGGAGCAUUGCACGGUCUACUGCCAGCUCUACGCCAAGCAUGACGGACUUCUCAAGGCUGCGAAAGAGGCCGAUGAGCAGGCCCAGGCCAAGAUCCAGAACCUGGAGGCCGAGAACGCCCGGUCAGCUGAAGAGAUCGCUCGGCUGGGGGACGAGCUGUCAAAAGAGCAGGCGGAGCGUGCAGCCCUUGCUGCAGCCUGGGCUGGUCAGGAGCCUGAGGAAUUCGCUGCUAAGGCGUUGCCUGACAGGGAGACGGCCAUCCGCUUCUUCCAAGGUCUGUACAAGCACCCAGUAUCGGCCGGCCUUGUGGAUGAGAUAGGGACCUAUGGCUUCGAAAGUGGCCAGUAUUCCGAGCGGAAGGCCCUCUAUGGCAUCCUUGCUCAGAGGAUCCAAGGCUUUCAGCCGAAAGCCCUCUCUCUGCCCGAGCUGCAUAGCGAGGCACCCGAACCUCCAUUCCCGGGCAUCUGAUCCAUCCGACCUUCUUCUCUCUUUUUUUUUAUAUUUCCUGAUGUAAUGAUCUGCCUCCGGGCACUUUUGUAAGAUAUUGAAAUAUUAAUGAAAAUAUUCUAUAUUAUGUGCUGAGUACUUUAUUCCAUAUCUCAUUAAUUCUUUUCAACUUAGAUUCUUUAACCGUUUAGAUUAGUAAAUAACAGCCUGGCUGUAUU